ACUAAUGGACGAAAGGCUCAGACCACAACUUCCCCUCCAGGCUAUGAGGUACGCAACAGUUUUCAUCAGAACUCAGAGAAAAAAACAGCCAGAAGCUGCAUCGUGUUCGCUGAUCUCUGCCCGCUGAAGGAGCCUGGUCGUGUGUUUUGAGCCCGUGCUGUCAUGGCUGUGUGGGGCAGGAGCCCGCUGCUGCUCGCCGUCACUCUGGGGAUGAGUUUUGGGAGAGCUGUGUCCUCCCCCCUUACAGCUGCUCUCGCAGAGCCUCAGGUCUGUUACAUCCUGGAUGGUAUCCUCUUCUUGUACGGCAUCAUCCUCACAGCGCUCUACUGCAGAAUCAAGAUCCACCAAGCAAAGGAGACCAAAGGAGUGGAAGGGAAGGGGAAGAAGGUUGCUGAGGAGGGCAUCUACACGGGUUUGACUCCUCAUGCCCAGGACACAUAUGAAACUAUCGGCAUGAAGAAGUGAAGAGCUGAUAUCCAACUCAAGCAUUUUCUAUUAACAGCAUUUAUUUUAUAUUUAAAUAUUGCAUUUUAUAACCUGCUUCACUUUUGAGAGAGUGAGAGAUUGUUAGAGUCAGAGUUUAUUUCUCUUUUGCUUUUGUAAAAUAAAUAGAGUGAGAGAGAGAGAGAGAGAGAGAGAGAGAGAGAGA
Messenger RNA from Notolabrus celidotus (New Zealand spotty), 649 nucleotides. RefSeq names its product Fc fragment of IgE, high affinity I, receptor for; gamma polypeptide (gene fcer1g). The record is from RefSeq and is a predicted model, not a curated record. The transcript has 5 exons. Gene Ontology annotation, biological process: cell surface receptor signaling pathway. Lineage: Eukaryota; Metazoa; Chordata; Actinopteri; Labriformes; Labridae. The coding region runs from base 163 to 465 and encodes 100 amino acids. Gene Ontology annotation, cellular component: Fc-epsilon receptor I complex. Gene Ontology annotation, molecular function: IgE receptor activity.